CACUGCUUCUCUUCUCCUUUCACCAUUAAUAGUAACAGAAUUUGGUUUUGCAGAACAAAUACUCUUUUUUCCACACAUCUGUAUUUAAGUACCUUCUUCACUGUACGCAUUCCAUUUCUACCAUCAAUGGAGCGUAAUUUCUUCACAAAUCUGCCAAUUGAAAUCACCACCGAAAUCCUCUCACGCCUCCCUCUCCGAAGCAUUGCAUUGAGCAAGUGCGUUUGCAAACCAUGGAUCAAUCUGCUCGAUUCCGACGAUUUCCAACUCAAAAGCCCACCCGCCCUAGCUCUCUUGCAGCAGAUGAACUCAACUCGGUGCUCAAUUUUCGAAUUUGAAGACGAAGACGAAGCCGAUGAGGAGAAGAGCCAUGAUCUUCACUACAUUCCGCUCACACAUUUCGAUAUCCCUAACGAAAACAUAGAUCCACUGGCAGUAUAUCGAGCUCUGGGACCUGAGGGAUACAUCUAUGAUGAUGAUGUGGAUGAUGGUGGUGCGGUGUUUAGCAUUGGAUUUGGAAUGCGCAAAAUAAGUGGGCAAUAUAAGGUGGUCUGUAUCAAUGUAGACGUGGGUUCCUGACUCUUGUCGUCAUUUAUACACCCUUGGAACAGGAGCAUGGAGGCUUGUUGAA
Messenger RNA from Salvia splendens (bonfire salvia), 628 nucleotides. RefSeq names its product putative F-box protein At1g53370. Bases 127 to 576 code for a protein of 149 amino acids. Gene Ontology annotation, molecular function: protein binding. The record is from RefSeq and is a predicted model, not a curated record. The transcript is spliced from 2 exons. Lineage: Eukaryota; Viridiplantae; Streptophyta; Magnoliopsida; Lamiales; Lamiaceae.